AUGCCAGGCUCCCACGCCAUCAUCGACCUCAGCUCCCCUACCCCAUCCCCUGAGCCUGUCAGCCGGGAGUCGACUGGACAAGCUGCGUAUCGCCCGUCCGCUUCCUCAUCGCGUGCGCAGUCCACACACCCCGUGUCACCGGCUCCGCGUGCUCCCCCGACCCCCAGUCGUGCGGCGGGUGCCGCUAGACCUCGCUUCACUGAACCAGAUGUCAUCGAAUUGAGCGACUCGGACGACGACGACGUACAGAUCACUGGCAGCAACGCAGGUCCCUCGCGCCCCAUCGCCCAUCUUCCCCCUCGUCGGGCUGCCGCUGCCGCGCGCCUGACCAACAACGACCAGUUCCGUGAUGCCAUGGAUCCUCGUCCUCUCGCAAAUCGAACUAACGACGGAUCAGGACUCGACGCGACCCUCGCACACCGCGCUGCCGAGCUCAACGAACUCGACCAACUCGAGGCCGAGGUGGGAGAAGCUGGGCCUGCGCGUCUCCGGAAUGUGCUCUCGCCACCACCAGAUGCUCCCUUGCCUCGUAUGGGCUUUGGGGGCGCCGUUUUCCGCGGUGGCAACCGCCAAGUGCGCUUUGAGCCUGGUCGUCCCGCCCAGCGUUUCCGCAUCGACCGCAAUGGCGACGAAGCCAUUGAAGCAGAACCUGAGCGCCGUCAACCUCGCCGUGGUGUCCCUAUGCGCGUUCCCGACGACGGCGCUGGAGGUGCCCCCAUCAAUGCCCCAACUGCGGCUGGCCAGUGGCGUGUCAACCUCAACCUCGCCGGCCUCGGUGGAUACUUUCUUAACCGCGAUGGCCUCAUGGGCGCCCUACUGGACCGUGGACCCGUCGGCCUCGGCCUCGGCCUAUUUGGUGUUGGUGUUGGCCGUGUCGGCCGUGCCCCACACAACGACGACGUCCCGACCAUCCUCGCCAAAGUCGUCCCAUCAGUCAUCCCACCUGCGCCCAAGGGCUUCACUCACACCUGGGACGCCGAGGAGAUCGAUACCGAGGUCAACGGGAGCACAGCCAUUGAGCUCGAUGGUGCUGGUCAAGUCGUUCCAAUCAAGAAGCGUCAACCAUACCUCGCAUGCGCCUGUUGUCCUGAGCCUCUCCGCGUCUUGAGCGCGGCGCGCAGCGACAAGGACCGUGUUUGGGCCCUGCGCUGUGGCCACCUUGUCGACGAGCGCUGCUUGGAUACUCUCGGUUCAGGCUCGGACGACGAAGACGACCCCCCACUUCUCGACGACGAGCCGCUGUCCAAGAAACGCCGCCCAGCUCGCAAGGCCAAGAAGGUCCAGCCUGUCAAGGAGUACACCUGGGAGUGUCCCGUCACCGGCUGCGCGCGCCAGCACGUCAGUGUGUUCGUUGACGGCGUCUGGAAGCCAAAGGAGGGUGCUGGCGCCGUCCAGAUCUAUGUCUAG
Messenger RNA from Apiotrichum porosum, 1407 nucleotides. RefSeq lists its product as uncharacterized. The transcript is spliced from 2 exons. The record is from RefSeq and is a predicted model, not a curated record. Bases 1 to 1407 code for a protein of 468 amino acids. Lineage: Eukaryota; Fungi; Basidiomycota; Tremellomycetes; Trichosporonales; Trichosporonaceae.